Folsomia candida is the source of this 2377-nucleotide messenger RNA. RefSeq lists its product as uncharacterized. The transcript has 4 exons. Bases 287 to 1300 code for a protein of 337 amino acids. The record is from RefSeq and is a predicted model, not a curated record. Lineage: Eukaryota; Metazoa; Arthropoda; Collembola; Entomobryomorpha; Isotomidae.
AAAUCCUAUCUGUAUUAAGAUCGCUAAAGUGUAUCUAGCGAGACACCGCUAAACAACUAUGUGUUAAAGCAGUAGCUAUUGAAAUUAUCCUUUAAUAAAAAUUAAUACUACAUUUUGCUCCGAAUUAUGAGAUAUCGCUAAUUCCGCGGUACUAAAAUUUGCAACGGUCUUACGCUACGAUACGAGUAGUGGAAUUUAAAUACAGGACAACGGUAAUUUAAGGAGCAAUUUUACAAAAAGUGAAUGAUCCACUUUGAUAAAUUGGUCCCCAAGGAAUCAUUCAAAAAUGGAAUUAAGUCGUCCCAUUCCACGCCCACAUAUGGCCGUUACAUUACCCGAAAUUCUACGUGAAAUAACGUCGUUCCUUCCCAAUUACGACCUUCACAAGAGCGUCACCCUGGUUUCCCGCGGAUGGGAAGAUGCCGCUCGAAAACGACUCCUUUCUCGCGUCUGUGUCAACCUCACCCCGGAAAACGUGGCGGGAUACCUUGAAGCCACCAAGAUUCGCGGAAAGCACCACAAGCACGUGUUCCUUCGUGAUUUCAAUUUUGAAAAUCUGUCCAGGGAGGAGUCUAAAAAGUUGGAAAAUUUCAACUUCACCGCGACCACCCCCAUUAACAAGUUACGCUUGGAUUAUUUUCCUUACGGAUGGUUCAUCCAUCCCCGGGUCGUAACGCUAUUCUCCCAUUGCCCCAGACUAGAAUCUGUCACUUUCUCCCCAAAAACUUUAAGAACUCAAACACUCAAAAGUUCUCCCCCAAAGGAUGUAAGUUUUCCAAAAGUUGUAGCCUUCGAGAUUUCCUUGGCGUCUGAUUAUUCAGAAUUCGAGGAAGUAAUGAGAUCCAUAAAGUUGCCAGAUUUUCUCGGUAUCAUUUCAAUAUUCCCGAACCUUAAAAUAUUGCGGUGUACCGCACUAUCACAAAAUAUUAUGGAGUAUUUUCUAUCCGAUAAGACGUCAAUUAGAGAAAUUUCGGUGAGAUUGCGAAAUACGGAUCCACUCAUUUCGAUACAAAAUCGAUCCAUUUUUCUGACCGGGAUAGAAUUUCUGGUCGGAAUUGCAGCCAACUCGAGAAAUUAUGACGUAAUUCUUGCCAUUUUUGCCGACCAGCUGGAAAAAUUAAAACUUGUCGCGGAAUACAACCUUCCACGGAGAUUAUUUGAAUUGGCUGAUGUCCAGGUACUCGUGACAAUUAAUUUGCCAAAGGUGUUGCCAAGGCUGAAAUGUUUGGAAAUUGGGAUCGUUCGAGAGGCUAGCUUUGGUUCCCGUCUUGGAGAAAUUAGUGGUCGCAGAGCUGGAUGAAUGUGAGCCCAGAUACAGGGACCCAAAUGACUUGGAGGAGGGACAAGAGUGGUUCGAACUUUGUGCGGGAUUUUUUUCAAGAUAUUUCCUGCUGGGGGAGUGUCAAACCGUGAGAGAGGUGACGUUUCCACUACCUCCCGGGAAAAGGGUGGGGUUUAAAUUGUUUCAAAAAUUGGGGGGUGGGAGAAAUAAUGUUAUUUCUGAGUUGGUGGAUUGUUCCGAUUUUUAUGAAAGGAUAGUGACCACGUUUCCGAAUUUGAGGUGGGAAAUGUUUGAGGGGGUGGAUCCUGAGAGGGUGGAAGAAUGGGUGCGGAUCGGGUCCGAGAUAGGAUUGCUGACGAAGGAAAAGUUGAAGUUGAAGUAAUAGAGUUAAGUACGAUUUUGAUGGAAAUUUUGAAAAUAUUUACCAGAUACUUCUUGAAAUUUUGUAAAUUAUAAAAAUUAUGGUAAUGCAAAUUUUUAAUAAUUGUACUCAUGAAUAAUAAUUUGUGCGAGCUGAAUAUAUGGGAUGUAAGAAGUCCACGUUUUCUAAGGUUAGACUAUGUAUAAAUUAUCUGUUACAUAUUUUUGUUCAGGUUUCCUUAGAGGAAACUAACGUGAAACUGAUAAAAGUUGCCUUUAAUGUUUGAAUUGCGCUGAUGUAUUUAGAUAUGUAUAUUAAAUGUUUUGAAAAAAUUCGUUUUGCACUGUACAAAUCAUAGGGUUUGAGUAUAUCUCCGAGUUUCUAUUCGAGACGUCUAAUUUAGAAACCUAUAUUAAAAUUAAAUUAAAUACGCUUCCUAAAUAUUAUUCGUUAACCCAAUAUUUACACUUUUAUGACUUAGGAUUAACUAAAACUGAAAUUUAUAUUUACCCACGUACAUAAAUAUGUAUGUACAACCCGUUAGAUACAUAUAUAAUUAUCAGCGUAAACUUGCAUCUCAUGCAUACUUACAUAUGCAUGCAAACAGGAUAAAUAAAUCUACAAGCUUUGAAUACCUUUAUGUCUACAAUGUUAAUUAUGAGAUGACUCUCUUUAUACGGUAAUAUGUAUAAUAUUGUGACAUUAUUAAUAAAACUGAGACUCUUUUAUGGAAA